GAUCACUGUGCCCAUCAGUGUCGCCCAUCUGUGCCCAGCAGUGCCACCCAUCUGUGCCCAGCAGAGUCGUCCACCUGUGCCCAGCAAUGCCACCCAGCAGUGCCGCCCAUCAGUGUUGCCCAGCAGUGCCGCCAGUCAGUGCCACCCAUCAGUGCCAUCAGUCAGUGCCAUCAGUCAGUGCCACAGUCAGUGCCACUUAUCAGGUCCCAUCAUUGUUGCAUAUCAGUGCCAGCUCAUCAGUGACGCCUAUCAGUGCCCAUCAGUGCUGCCUAUCAGUGCCCAUCAGUGCCACAUAUCAGUGCCCAUCAGAGCUGCCUUUCAGUGUCACACAUCAGUGCCAGUCAGUGCCACCUAUCAAUGCCAAUCAGUGCCACCUAUCAGUGCUGCCAAUCAGUGCCACCUAUCAUUGCCUGUCAGUGCUGCCUAUCAGUGCUCUUCAGUGCCUGUCAGUGCUGCCUAACAGCUCUUUUCAGUGCCGCCUAACAUUGCCAGUCAGUGCCACAUAUCAGUGCCAGUCAGUGGCACUAUUAGUGGCAGUCAGUGCCGCCUUUCAGUGCCCAUCAGUGAUGCCUGUCAAUGCCCAUCAGUGCCACCUACCAGUGCCUCCUCAUCAGUGCCACCUAUCAGUGUCCAUCAGUGCAGCCUAUCAGUGCCCAUCAGUGGAGCUUCAUUCACUUAUUUACAAAAUUUUAUAACAAAAAAUAAGAAAAAACAUUUUUUUUUCUUCAAAAUUUGCAGUGGUUUUUGGUUUAAGAAAAAAUAA
Messenger RNA from Staurois parvus, 763 nucleotides. The record is from the annotation of a GenBank genome assembly. Lineage: Eukaryota; Metazoa; Chordata; Amphibia; Anura; Ranidae.